Callorhinchus milii (elephant shark) is the source of this 4033-nucleotide messenger RNA. RefSeq names its product peptidylglycine alpha-amidating monooxygenase (gene pam). Gene Ontology annotation, biological process: peptide metabolic process. NCBI's taxonomy places the organism in Eukaryota, Metazoa, Chordata, Chondrichthyes, Chimaeriformes, Callorhinchidae. Gene Ontology annotation, molecular function: protein binding; copper ion binding; peptidylglycine monooxygenase activity. Gene Ontology annotation, cellular component: membrane; extracellular region. The record is from RefSeq and is a predicted model, not a curated record.
AAUAGCAAGGCAUUAAUUAUGUGCUGCGUACUGUUCCUUCAGAAUGAAGACUGAUGCUGAACUGCAGGUUGCCAAUCAGAGAUUGUGCUGUGAGGAGAAUGAUGGUCUGAAGCUGAGUGUUUAAAUCGGGGCAGACCCACUGGGAAAACUCAGAUUUAUUUUGUCACUGGUUUGCAACUGGCCACACCAAGAAUGAAGAACUGUUGAGAUUCAUACGGCUGGCUGAUUUACAGUGCGUCACCUUUCUCACUGAUGGACUGGCAAUUGCUAUGUCUGCAGUGCUGAUGAUAAUCCAGCUCUGAAUUCAAUGCUGCUGAAUAAUUCUCAGGUUUACAUCUUAUAGAGCUGCACUGCUUCUCACCCAAGAUCUGGACAGAAAGAGCAAAUGUGGACAUGGCUGGUCUCAUUAACAAAUUGGUGUUAGUCUUUCUGAUCCUUCAGAAUAACUGUAUGGGUCAUGAAAGUACACUCUCUCUCUUAAAGAGAUAUCGGCAAAGUGCAUGGGCAUAUCCCUCUGAUUGUCCCAGAAACAGACAUCCAGUGAUUUCCCACAAUUCUUUUAACCUUGACGUUCGGAUGCCUGGGGUAACACCAGUAGUGUCAGAUAGCUACUUCUGCAUGUCAGUUCCUGUGCCAUUUGGACAGAAAUCCUAUAUAGUUGACUUUCAACCUCAUGCAAACAUGGAUACUGCCCAUCAUAUGUUACUGUUUGGAUGCAAACUGCCCGCCACUAACGAUAAUUACUGGGCCUGUGGAAAUCGAUACGGAACUUGCUUGGAUGAAGCAAAAAUUAUGUAUGCCUGGGCUAGGAAUGCUCCACCAACUAGAUUACCUGCUGGAGUUGGAUUUAGAGUUGGCGGAAACUCUGGAAUAAACUACAUUGUGCUUCAGGUCCACUACGGCGACAUCCAUGCAUUUAGAGAUAACCACAAGGAUUGCUCUGGUGUAACGCUACAAAUGACACUUGUGCCACAGCCUCUGAUUGCUGGCAUAUAUCUCCUCAUGUCUGAAAAUACUGUAAUACCACCAGGAGCAAAAGUGGUGAAUGGAGAUAUUGCGUGCCCUUACGAGGAGGCUGUAAUCCACCCAUUUGCCUUUAGAACCCAUACUCAUCAGCUCGGUCAGGUGGUUAGUGGAUACAGAAUCAGGGAUGGACAAUGGACGCAAAUUGGGAGGCAGAGUCCACAGCUGCCACAGGCUUUCUAUCCUGUGGAGAAGCCAAUGGAUAUUAAAUAUGGUGAUACUAUUGCAGCGCGAUGUGUUUUUACAGGCAAGGGGAGGACAACAGUAACACAGAUAGGAGGAACAUCUCAAGAUGAAAUGUGCAACUUGUAUAUUAUGUAUUACAUGGACGCUCAGUAUGCCAAGCCUUACAUGUUUUGCACAAAGGAUGGGAGUCCAAAAUUAUUUAAACAUAUUCCACCAGAAGCAAACAUCCCGAUUCCUGUCAGCCCUGAUAUGGCCAUGCAUGGACAUCACCCAGGUAAAGAAGCAGCAGAUAAAAGUGUUGCACUCCAGCAACCAAAACGUGAGGAGGUGGUCCUUGAUCAAGGUAAUUUUUAUGCACUCAUUUCCAAGCUCCUUGGAGAAAGAGAAGACGUGGUUCACGUGCAUAAGUACAACCCUACCCAGAAGGCAGAAUCAGAUCUAGUUGCUGAGAUUGCUAAUGUGGUACAAAAGAAGGACCUUGCUUCUGGUACAAGGGAAUUUUUGGAAUUUGAUGAGAGAUUUGAUCCUGCCCUAGUACGAGACAGAGUUCACAAAUUCCACAGGCUAGAGUCUACUGUAAGGCCUUCUGUCAAUAAGCUUCUGUCAACUCUGGAGCAUAGACCUGAGGUAGCCAGCAGAGACACUGAACAUAAAGGAGCUUCUCACUUGGAAGAAGUUAUUGACUGGCCUGUGGAGGAACUACAACUGGGCCAAGUUUCUGGAGUUGCUCUGGAUUCCAAAGAUAACCUAAUCAUUUUCCACAGAGGAAACCAUGUCUGGGAUGAGAAUUCUUUUGAUCGAAAGCAUAUAUAUCAACCACAAGGUAUUGGACCAAUACAACAAAGCACUAUCUUCACUGUGGAUCCAGUUAAUUUAAAAAUCCUCAACGCUGUAGGAAGAAAUAUUUUCUAUUUGCCUCACGGCAUUAGCACAGAUAAAGAUGACAACUUCUGGGUAACUGAUGUGGCACUUCAUCAGGUUUUCAAACUGGGAUCUAAAGGUGAAUAUUUAUUGAUUCUGGGACAAGCCUUUCAACCUGGAAGUGACAAGGAUCAUUUCUGUCAGCCCACUGAUGUGGCUGUAGAUCCAGCCAAUGGCAAUUUCUACGUGUCUGAUGGCUACUGUAACAGCAGGAUUAUUAAAUAUUCGCCAGACGGAAAGUUCAUUACACAGUGGGGAGAAGAGAGUUCACUUUCCAGGAUACCCAAACCAGGUCAAUUCUUCAUUCCACACAGUUUGGUGUUCGUGCCCGGAUUGAGGCAGCUGUGUGUCGCAGAUAGGGAGAAUGGACGAAUUCAGUGCUUUGUAGCAGAAUCGGGAGAAUUUCUCCGUGAGAUUCAUCACCCGGAAUUUGGAGGACGACUGUUUGCAGUCUCCUACACACCUGGCAAUGGUGGUCGAUUAUAUGCAGUCAAUGGAGAGGCACUUGUUGGCAAUAGUGUUCCAGUACAAGGAUUUGUAAUGAAUUUUUCAACUGGAGAAAUACUGGAUAUUUUCAAACCAGCCAAAGAGAAUUUCCUGAUGCCACAUGACAUUGUCGCAGCAGAUGAUAGGACUGUUUAUAUUGGGGAUGUCCAGGCAAGCAGAUUGAGGAAAUUCAUACCAUCAGAAAAAGCUGAACACCGUUCAGUAAAGAAAGCGGGGCCCGGUAUUGAGGUACAUGAAAUUGAUGCAACUGAGACAUUUCUAGAAGCAGAAAUAGAAGGCAAGAUGAAAGCCCCUGAUGUGCUUGAGAAGCAUAAUAGGAAGAAUAUCCUCAAGCAGGCCAGCACUGCAGUUUCUCCCGUCCUUAUUACGUUACUGCUGGUUAUUCCUGUUGUGGUGUUAGUAGGCAUCGGAGUUUUCAUCCACUGGCGAAAGGGCAAGAUGUAUGGAGAAGAUGCUGACAGCAAAUUGGAGUCAAUACAAUCAUCAGGAGGAAUCUUGGGAAGAUUUAGGGGAAAAAACAGCCGAGGACUUAACCUGGGCAACUUCUUUGCAAGUCACAGAGGGUACAGUCGAAAGGGUUUUGACAGACUAAGUACUGAAGGAAGUGAUCAUGAAAAAGAUGAGGAGGGCACAGACUCAGAAACAGAAGAAUAUUCAGCACCGCCAACCACCUCAUCCUCCUGAGAUAUGCUAAUUCAAGUUUGAUCCAAUGAGGGUGACCAUAUGUUGAACUCUCAUUCUUUUUCCCUAAAAGCAGAUGUAUUCAGGAUAUGUGUUAUAUUGUAUUUGUAUUAGUCUGUUUUGGAUAUACAACAUGUACUUUUAUUUAUUUUUUUUUGAAGAUUUUCAUAUCAUGCUGUUGCUAACAUAUUUGAAGAGUCAAAUCUGUUUUACUCUAGGGACCAGGUAUUAUCUUUAAUUCAAGCACAUCUCCUGCUUCAGACCAUCUUACUCUUUAUUUAAUUAUUACUGCCUUAUUUUGCAAGAGCUAUGAACCUGUGUUGGUGAAUCAGUAAGUUUUCUCUGCUUGACAUGUAGCAUUUGGCUACCGUCCUGUCUGGCACUUUAGUCUAUAUUUCCAGUGUGUAAUAUUGUGCCUUCUCUAUCGAGCAUUGUCAGCCUACUUUAGUAUAAUUAAAUUGUGCCACAGAAAAGAAACAAAGCUGCUGCUUUGUGUCUUAGAUUCUCCAUAAUUGUCAUUUUUGCUUUAUUUGGUGCAGAGAAAAUAUGUGUAUACAGAGAUAAAGUUUCUGUAUUUGCAACAAAAAUCAAUUUUUUCUGAUGUAUUCAUAGUAAAUGUCAAAUACAUUGAAUCUGGGGGAAAAUUGUUAUAUUGUCAGAACACUAUUUUCGGUCACUGAAUGUAAUUUGUGUAAUAAAGUGUUCGCAAGCAUUA